AUGGGUAAACUCACAUCCACAAUCGGUAUUCCCAUAAAACUGCUCAAUGAGGCUCAGGGUCAUGUCGUCACACUAGAGCUCACGUCUGGGCAGGUAUACCGUGGCAAACUACUUGAAGCCGAAGAUAACAUGAACGUUCAACUAAAGGACAUCACAGCAACAGCCAGAGACGGCCGUGUGUCACAUCUGGACCAGGUCUACAUCCGAGGCAGCCAUGUACGAUUUAUCAUUGUGCCAGACAUGCUACGCAAUGCCCCAAUGUUCCGAUCAAGAGGCAUAAGAGGCCGUGGUGUCGGAUUGGCAAGAGGAAGAGCAACUGUGAACAGAGCAAGGGCCGGCCGCAGGACUUGA
Exophiala aquamarina CBS 119918 is the source of this 351-nucleotide messenger RNA. RefSeq names its product small nuclear ribonucleoprotein D3. Gene Ontology annotation, cellular component: pICln-Sm protein complex; U4 snRNP; U5 snRNP. Gene Ontology annotation, biological process: spliceosomal snRNP assembly; RNA processing. Gene Ontology annotation, molecular function: RNA binding. The record is from RefSeq and is a predicted model, not a curated record. Lineage: Eukaryota; Fungi; Ascomycota; Eurotiomycetes; Chaetothyriales; Herpotrichiellaceae. The transcript is spliced from 3 exons. The coding region runs from base 1 to 351 and encodes 116 amino acids.